AUGCUCUGUUCAUCAGCUACAGAUGUGACGCUGGCAGAUACAGAUGUAAACAAAAGUGCCUCCCUGCCUGCCGAAGAACAGCCUGAUCCACCUGAUGGCCCCCUUCCUGGCUCAACCAGUGACCAAGAAAAGAAAGUAAGAUUAUCUCCAGCCAAAAUGUCAACCAAGAACUCUACAGAUCUAGUUGAAUAUGUUGACAAGGGCUGUCCCUUUCUCCCUGUCAUUCAAAGCAACCAGACAAGUCAGCUGGAAGAGCGGCUGAGUAGCCAGGAGCGCACCAUAGCCUUCCUCCUUGAGCAAGCCUUCCGCAUCAAGGAGGACAUCUCCGCCUGCCUUCAAGGGACCCAGGGCUUUCGAAAAGAAGAAUCUCUUGCCAGGAAGUUACUAGAAAGUCACAUACAGACCAUCACCAGCAUCGUCAAGAAACUCAACCAAAACAUUGAGAUCCUAGAAGACCAAAUAAGAAUCCGAGACCAGGUGACAACAGGAACUAACUUUGCAGUGCAGGAUUUAAACAUCAAGCACCUGCAAGGAGUCGGAGACCUUCGGGGAAGAGUAGCCAGAUGUGAUUCAAGCAUUGUGAAGCUUUCCGGGGACAUCCAGUUCAUCAGGCAUGAGUGCCGGCAGGUUGAGAAGUCAGUUCAAGAACUCGUUUCUGCCAUAGAAACCAUUUCCAAGAACUUGGAUGUGAAGGUAAUGCAGCUCUUAGGAAAGAUAGAGGCAUCUACAUCUGAGCACACAUCAAACUUAAAGAUGGUCCAGGGAGAUUAUCAGCAUGAAAUGAACCUCUUGGAAUUCAAACUUAACUCACUUUCUACAAAUGUGUAUGAAGAAAUUGAAAACAAUCAAAAAUGGACAGAAAACCAGUUUAUCAAGUACAGAAAAGACCACCUGGGCCACAUAAAUGAAUGUCUGAAGGUUGUGCAGGAAAAGCUGGAAAAGUCUGAGAAUAAAAUGGAAGAAAAAAUGCUGCAGCUUUCAAGCAAGUUGGAGAAUUUUAUUAACUCCCAGAAACAGGAAGCAGAACUAAACAAAGUGAAAGCCAUAGAGAAUAAACUGUCCAAGAAGAUGAACCAAAUGGAAAAGCGAAUCUGGGGUGAAUUAGAGAAAAUGCAAAAUGACUUCCAAUCAGGAUUUAAAUCAAUUCAUGACUCCCUCAGUUCUCUCCAACAAAUACAAAAAACAAAAAUGGAUUUAGAGAAAUAUAAAGUACAGAAAGACCUAAAAAAAUUACAGCGCAAAAUAGUGGAACUCCAAGAAGUAUAACUUUGAAGUCACUUUCUUUUGCACCAGCUGGAGUAAUGGGUUGUUGGAAGAUACUGUAAAGAAU
This is a messenger RNA of Acomys russatus (golden spiny mouse), 1330 nucleotides long. It is a transcript of the gene Fam81b, whose product is annotated as family with sequence similarity 81 member B. The coding region runs from base 1 to 1266 and encodes 421 amino acids. Lineage: Eukaryota; Metazoa; Chordata; Mammalia; Rodentia; Muridae. The transcript has 10 exons. The record is from RefSeq and is a predicted model, not a curated record.